GUUGGGCCUGUUCGUUACUAUCCAGAGGCCAAAAGGUAACAAACAGGUGGAACGGGCCAAGGCAGACAAACAGACGAAAAAGGCGAGAAAGGCCUGGUCUGGGUACCUGCCACUGUCGGGCUGCCAGGUCCCCGCCUUCCCGCCCCAAUUGCCCCACUACGUCUUCAGCUAGGGAGCUAGUAGGUCCCAUUCAGGCGGUUGCAACAACGUUCAUAAGGCAACAUCGAUAACUACACUUAAACAAAGAUACCAUCGAUCCUAUAUUUGGCACGUCUUGGUCGCGAAUCAACCACGCACAUUGAUUGCGUCAACGUCCCGUUGCACCGCCAAUACGUCUCCUCUCCGGAUUCCGGUUGGCCUACAGAAGCGCGCUGGUACCUCUACGCCUCAAGAAACGUGGACCUGAGCCUUCCUUGGGGGCCCUUCGUUAGACCUGUUCUUCCAUUCGGCAACUGCCUUCGGGACGUUUUGCGACCGCCCGAUUUUCCAACAUCCUUCGCAACGGCGAUGCCGUCUGUGCGCGUAGAGCUGUAGGGUACAGGCCGAUCCACAGCAUCUGCUGAGAUCCUGUUCUUGACCGGACACUCCCGUCUACCUAGGCCGCCCUUGGAGAGCGAAAGUCCGCUACGCCCUUUUGAAAAGUGCACACAGACAUUCCGUGAUGUGUAUACGUCUUACUUCUUACGAUGCUGCGCAACAGAUCAGCCGCUUCAGUUUUGCAAAAGACAUAUGAUGAAAGCUACCUGACAUGCUCCACUGCUGUCUAUUACGAAGGCCAGGGCAAUGAGGAUGAGGCUAUGCGAUGCUGGAAACAGGCACUCGAGCAAAUCUAUGACCAGCAAGCAAACAAAAUCUUGCCAGCCUUCACCCCACGUUCCGAGACGGAGAAGGCGCUGGUGGACAGUCUUCGGCAACUCGAGGUACAGUGCAAGGAACGAAUUGAUCUUCUAGAGGCCCUGCGUCUUUCGCGCCUCGAAUCUCUCGAGCAUGACGCUACACCAUCCGCGUCACGUUUGUCACCGUUGCCGAACCUUUUAGAACCCCCCAAGGGCUGGAUAGGUGACGGAACAAUCCCAGCCGUAACCUAUACAGACCUUUCCCGACCAACUCCCGCCAAGCGACCCUUUGUAGGGUCUAGGUCCAUCUCAGAACAUACCAUGCCUACACCUGGGCCUUCUGCCGAGGUGCGUACGCCAGGCGGGGAGUUUCCCUUUGCAUGCACACGACCAGUGUUACCGUCACCACCGUCGGCGUCAAGGCCUUCGCUCGAGGAGGGAACAUCGUCAGGGACACGCAGCCCCGAGAAGCAUACCAUGCGCACAACCCUGCGGACCGGACGUUUGGGAGACAAGAGAACUAGCCAUCGCCAGACACCUCCAACCUCGGUUUCAGAACGCCCUGGUGCCAGUAAGGCAGCCUCGCUUGCCUGGAGCUAUCUUGGGAAAAGAGAAAGAUCGAGUCCGUCAGGGAGUGCCAGCGGUAAUAGUGGGGGAAUUGGCACCACUGAUCAGACGAGUUCGGUACCGCCCGCAACCUCUCCCUACUUAGUGGAAAGGCGACGUCAAAGUCCAGCGUUGGCAGGCCGGCAGCAGCAAUGGGACACGCAUACCAGGCGACUGGUCAUGGGUCGUCCUCGGAGCCAAUCCAAACCGCCUCAUGCACGGCCUACUCCGGAAUCAUCGGCACCCCGCCGUUCUGAUGAGCAUACACACACUCGCCAAUCCUCCUUCACCAUCAGCGCUGCUGCCGCAUCAAGUGCACUCAACGCAUUGACUUUGAGGGAUAACAACGAGCGCUCGCCGUUGGAAGGGGGGGAAGGACUUCGGCUAAGAACAGCUCCGCUACAGACACCAAGGAGGAGGCCUCUGCCUGCGACGGGGAACACAGAUGAGGAAGACACUGCAUACUCUGCGAAAGGAAGCGCAACAACGACCAGAAAAUCGAACAGAAAGAUGUCCGAUCCAACGCUGGCCCAACGGAAGCCCAUCAGCCGAACUUCUUACCUAACAAGCACGGCAAGGCCUGCGUCGGGCAGAUCGGCAACGACACAGGAUGUUGAUACACCUCGGAUGAGCGCUAAGGCAAGGGGCAAAAAGCUUGAACAAGUCCCAAUUUCGUCAAGUUCUGAGGAUUCUGAAUAUGGAACUCCCCGACGGCCGACAACAAGACAGCACCUAAGACAGAUACUGAAGCAGAGGGAUGUUUCCCUGGUUGCCGAUACACCGGCCCACAACUCCGAAAGUCAAGAAUCUGAAGGCAACGAUGGGGCGGCUCAACAAAGGUCAGAAGCUGCCAAGUGGAACAAGCAAAAGGCAAAGAUAUUGCGCCGUCUUCCUCCAGGGGUUGAUGAACAUGCUGCAAAACAGAUUCUAAACGAAAUCGUCGUUCAGGGUGAUGAAGUUCACUGGAAUGACAUAGCCGGCCUCGAGGUAGCCAAAAAUGCACUUCGGGAGACCGUAGUUUAUCCUUUUCUCCGACCGGACCUAUUUAGGGGUCUUCGCGAGCCGGCCAGAGGCAUGCUGCUUUUUGGGCCACCGGGAACAGGAAAGACUAUGUUGGCGCGCGCAGUGGCCACGGAGUCCAAAUCUACCUUCUUCUCCAUCUCUGCUAGUAGUCUGACAAGUAAGUACCUCGGCGAAUCAGAGAAACUUGUUAGGGCACUGUUUACGCUGGCAAAGGUAUUGUCGCCGAGCAUCAUUUUUGUUGAUGAGAUUGACUCGCUGCUGUCGCAGAGAUCUGGCUCUGGGGAACACGAGGCCACGAUGAGGAUUAAGACGGAGUUCCUCAUUCAAUGGAGUGAUCUUCAGAGAGCUGCUGCCGGCAAAGAACCUGCAGCAACAGGAACAAAGGAAAACGGCACCGAUGAUGAUGUGAACAGAGUCUUGGUGCUUGCCGCCACGAAUCUCCCGUGGGCUAUCGACGAGGCUGCAAGACGACGAUUCGUGAGGAGACAGUAUAUCCCACUUCCCGAAGCUGAUACAAGAGCAAUUCAGUUCAAAACGCUCCUCAGUCAGCAAAAGCAUACACUGACCAACGAGGAUAUCAAUGAGCUUGUGGAUAUGACCGAUGGAUUUUCCGGAUCCGAUAUCACAGCGUUAGCUAAAGAUGCGGCCAUGGGUCCUUUGCGGUCUUUAGGUGAAGCGUUACUACAAACGACCAUGGACCAAAUACGCCCAAUAGAGCUAAAGGAUUUCGUCACCAGUCUGGCUACCAUUCGGCCUAGCGUUAGCAAGGCAAACCUGAAGUUUUAUGAAGAUUGGGCAAGAGAUUUCGGAGAAAGAGGCGGUUAGUGAGGGAGUAGGCCACGAGGCGACGAAUCAGAGUAAGGUACUCAGGCUGUCAGGGAAUGGGUAAUGUCUGGGUCUGGCAAGCCUGUAGAAACCACUUCGAAGAAGGGUAUUGCUCGGUGACACAAAUCAAAGAGUGUGACAGGCAUCACAACUAUAGGUAUCUAUAAGCUGUCAGGGCAAGGAGCGGGCAGAGCGGAAAUAGUAACGGUGCGCAUUCGGAAAGCACCCAUAUGGGGCAGCAAAGAGGGCGGAGGUGAUCGCAGUCCAUCACACAGCAAUCCAAGUAGAAUUCCGCUUUGCUGGCCAAAUAAAUCGUUCAGCGCGGAUUGAAGCUGGUUCGCACACUGCUGUCCACGUGUCAAUUGGUAUAAUCAC
Neurospora crassa OR74A is the source of this 3665-nucleotide messenger RNA. RefSeq names its product AAA family ATPase. Lineage: Eukaryota; Fungi; Ascomycota; Sordariomycetes; Sordariales; Sordariaceae. Gene Ontology annotation, molecular function: ATP hydrolysis activity; ATP binding. The record is from RefSeq and is a predicted model, not a curated record. Bases 687 to 3290 code for a protein of 867 amino acids. The transcript is spliced from 4 exons.